UCAUUCAAUCAUCUGGCUUUAAUUGUGAGCUGGAAGAUAUUGGCAUUGAUUAUUUAAAUCAAUUAUGUUCCAUAUUUUUCUUUGAAAAGAUUGAACAUCACGACAAUUUAUCAAAUAUGUGUAGAAUGCCUGAGAUCAUUCAUGAUCUCGCAGUAUUUAUGGCAAAUGGAGAAUGCUUAAGUACAACAAAUUAUCGUUCUGGACCGAUUUCUGAUAAGGUUAAGCAUGUAUCAGUUCAUGAUUGUUCAGGGGAAGAAGUGACAAAGUCAUUGUUUGAACUAGAGAAUCUGAGGACUAUUGUCUUUCCAUUUCUAGGACCAGGAGCUGGUGACCAAGGCUUUGUUGACAGAUGCAUCUCAAAGUUCAAGUAUCUGUAUGUGCUUGAUUUGAGUAACUCAUGUUUUCAGGUAUUGCCACAUUCCAUUGGUAAUUUGAAGCAUUUGAGAUUUUUGGACAUCAGUGGGAAUGCAAAUAUCGAGACACUCCCUGAUGCCAUUUGCAAACUGUUUAAUUUGCAAACUUUGAGAAUCUGGUAUUGUGUGAAAAUUCGAAAGUUACCCAAACACAUAGGGAACUUAAUCUGUCUUAGGCAUUUGUACUUAACCACACAACAAUGUUAUUUGCCAGAGAAACAAAUUCGACGCUUGACCUCUCUCCGAUCCUUUCAGAUUACAGGAUGUGGAAACCUUAAAUCUUUGCCUGAAGGAAUGCAACUCCUCGUCAAACUAAAAACAGUGACUAUUGCAGCGUGUCCCAAUUUGACCUCUCUGCCUAGUACCAUGAAGAACCUAGCCAAGUUGAGGAAUCUUGAGAUUAGUAAUUGUCCGAAUCUUGACUUGGCAGGGUGGGAGGACUUUAGUGGCCUUAGGAGGCUUCAAUAAAUUGAAGGGCACCAAAAUUUUAUGACCUUGUGGCUCUACCAGUGCAUGUAAUGGAAAUUUCAUAUCAGUAAGAGAACCGUGAAGUGUGAAGUGACGGGCGUUCGAUGGAAAACCAACCGAUGAAUGGCUUGUAUCUAAAGGGGAGGAGGAAGGAGUUGUUAUCUCCAUCAGAAGCCCUUGAACUUAGCUGCAUUUAGAAUUAUGCUAUUAAUGUUGUUUUGUUGGGUAUGUUAUCUAUGUAAUGUUCUUGUGGAAUACUUUUCUAAACUCUGUGUUUCUCAUUAUUGUUGUUAUAUAUCUACUGUUUUUUAGUAAAUGUCCCUAAUGGCUUUGAAUUGUCCCA
Messenger RNA from Camellia sinensis, 1224 nucleotides. Lineage: Eukaryota; Viridiplantae; Streptophyta; Magnoliopsida; Ericales; Theaceae. The record is from RefSeq and is a predicted model, not a curated record.